This is a messenger RNA of Fraxinus pennsylvanica, 876 nucleotides long. The record is from the annotation of a GenBank genome assembly. NCBI's taxonomy places the organism in Eukaryota, Viridiplantae, Streptophyta, Magnoliopsida, Lamiales, Oleaceae.
AUGGUAGUUUUAUCGCUCUUUACUCCAACAUUUAGUUGCUCAAACUCUUACAUUCCACUCAAUUUCUUCACCUCACUGCAAAAUUUCUGUGUGGAUUCACAGUUCAAUUUAAAGGCUAAAGGAAGAAUUAAUAAAGUAUAUUGUAGGAAGAUUCAGGUUGUGUCGUUGCAUUGCAGCCCCAAGAUUCUAAAGUGCAAUCGCAAAUCGAGGUAUAAACAGCCAGUCUCGCCUUACGAUAGUGAAGAAGAUGUCGACGAUGAAGACACUGGUGGUGACGUGGUUGACGGUGAUGACGAUUGGAUUUCUAAUCAUCCAUUAUUCUCGAAGAACAAACUGCCUGUAUCUUCUUUUCCUUAUAUUGGCUCCUCUUCUGGUUUGUACGCCAGUCAAGGGUUCAGGAAACCAGGCUUGUUCCAAUAUUUAACAACGUUUGAUAAGCAUCUCGAAACUCUUCUUGAAGAUGAAAUGCCCAAUUUUCUCCAAGCUCCAUCUCCUAACAGUUGCAUUAAGACAUCGUCUUCUAACAAUAAGAGGGGCUCGCCUCCUCACAGCGUAGGGACAUCUCCUAAUAUAAGAAGCAGCCUUUUAUCACAAUUCCCUUAUGGAGGCAGGGGAGCAACUAGCAACAAUGGAUUGAUUGAUCGCUAUCGAAAUAGAAGGGUUGACAGUGGAAGCCAGGCGGAAGACAGAAGGCAGUAUCAACUUGAUUUGGAAAAUAUCACCUCAAAGAUGCUACUUGCCGCUAUCAAUGAAACUCAUGAGGGCACAUAUGAUUUCUUCUAUCUACCAAUUGAUUUGAAGAAUAAGUGCAAUGUGAGGUAUGCUUUCAUCAACAUGGUGUCUCCUACACAUAUCAUCACCUUCCAUGAGGUUUGA